CCAACCGUUUGUCUGUUACGAGACAAGCGACGGUCUGGUUAUCGUAUUUUCUCUCAGCAAAAUUUCUCAUGUGUCCUAUGGAGACUGUUAAUUUCGAGUCAUAUUUGUUGUCAUUCGCAGUGCCGGCAAAAGUAUUUCAACGCGUAUUGUUUGUCCAUUCGAUUUUUCCCCAAAUUUUCAUUCCGGUCAGUCUUAUUUGAAAAAUUACACAUCCAAACUUUGGCGGGCUCCUCACACACGCACCUACUUGUGGUGCAGUGGAAUGCGGAAAUAUUUUCUGUCAACAAACCAUUAGCAUCUUCUUGGAAACUCUCUACCACAAAACUGUGUGUAAACUCUCAACUUGUUCUAUUCAUCAUCUUGUGUAAUUGCUCUGGGAAAGAACCGUUACAACAGCGUUUCGAAAUUUAAAAGUGCUUCAUUCUGUUUGAAAACUGUUCCAUUCAUUCAUAUCUGGUUGCUGUGUGGAAGAACCGUUACUAUUUCAAGAGUCUAGUGUUGUGUUGCGUAACAAAAACAAGGAUUACAGUGUUGCUGUUGUAUCUUCUAAUGGAAACAAUGGGCUGGUCAUCUCUAGCUGAGUUCAUGAUGUUGCGUUUGCGAUGGAGAAUGUCGUUGCUACCGUUAAUGUUGCCCAGAGGUGGCUUGUGCAUUUGUUGAAAAUAAUUGCCAAUCAAUUUUUCUUCGCAUUCCAAAUUUUCUGGCAGUGAAAACUGCCAAUCAAAAAAAUCGAUAGUUUAUAAAACUGUUGGAACUAAAAAUAGUAUUUUUUGAACUGUGCCCAGAACGUAUUAUGUCCACAAUGAAGCUCUCAUUGCAAGAGAAGAAAGACUUGGAAAAGUUUAUGAAAUUUUUCACAUUGAAAUCAGCUCAGAUAAUCGUACAGUCAAGGCUGGGCGAAAAAGUCAACACAAAAUGCGAUCCUGACUCUUCUGGAACUGUUUGGUUCAACCUGGCGAUUAGAGACCUGCCCGAUGUGCUGGCCGAGGCUAAGAAGGCAAUGUGGAGCGGCAGCUGCCGCCUGCCCGUCUGCGUGGAGAUCUCGCUACGGACGGUGGAGGGCGACACGAUGAUCCUGGAGACGUGGUGCAUCGCGGUGACAGCCGACCACGACCCGUCCAUCCCCGUCAGCUAUGCCAUCUACAACCGCAUGGGCAUUCUGCUCAAGUCGCUGCUCUCCGUCACACGCAUCACUCCCGCCUACCGCAUCAGUCGGCGUCAGGGCCCCGACAGCUAUGUCAUCUGCUAUCGCAUAUAUUUAGGGGAGCCGCAGCAUCAUACGCUUGGUGAUGGGUACAAACAGGUGCGAGUGGGUCAGCUGAGCACGCCGAUAGGUGCACUGAGUCUGUCGGUGGCCUACCGCACCAAGCUCACCAUUUCGCCACAGCACUCGGGCAACAAGGACAAUUCCAUCAUGCUCAAGAGCGAUCACUUCAGGCCCGAGCGCGACUUCAGUCCAAAGCAUUUCAGAAAUGACGACAACAACACGACAUCGACGCUGAGCGACACAAUCAAGUUCGGUGCGUUCGCGGACAACACAUCCAUGUGCUGCCGAACGGUGCCAAGCGCGACCGACGACUCAGCCGCCCCCGACCUGAUCGUGCCCGAAGUGCCGUUCACCACCCUCUUGACACCGAAGACGGCUCCCUCGCCGCCUCCGCCACCCGUCACCGCCACCUCCACCGAGGAUAGCGACAACGGCAACACUACCACCGCCCCCACCACCGCACCACCACCCGCCGCCACCACCCUCUCGCACACCAACGACUCUGCCGAUUUCAUUAUGGUAGACUUGAAAACGCCAUUCGCCGGCUCGAACGCCAACACCGACCUGGGUGUGUUCUACAGGGAGUGCCAGAGUGCGCCGCCUCUGCAGGGAUUCCAGGAGGAGCCCACCGUAGCUGAGCAGGUCGGUGACCUCACCAAGCAGCUAGAGCUGUUCGAGACCAGCCUGCAGGAGUACGACAACGUCAUCACUUCGCUCUGCAAGAGCGACAACAACAAUUGAACCACCACAGAAACGAAAAUAUUCUGUUGCUGAAAUGUGUUAUCAUUGAUGAACGGGACUCUGAACUGUUCAAAAGUGAACAACAAUCUGCGCUAAAUUGUAAAAAUUCUAACAUCUUCUAACGGAGUGUCAUGUUGGGAAAUGAAUACAUUCUGUUUUGGUGUGUUGUAUCAUUGUUCAAUGGGACACUGUUCAAGGGUGACUACAAUAAUUGAACCACCGUCUGCUAGCUAAAUUGUCAAAAUUCGAACAUCUUUUUACGGAUUGUAAUGUUGGGAAUCGAUACACGAUGUGAAAAUUGUUGAUGUAACAAUGGUAUUAUAACAUUGAUCAGUUACUGACUAUAAGUUAUAACAAUGUUAAAUCACUGUACAAGGGUGACAACAGUGAUUGAACAUCAUUCCCCGCCGUCUUCUAGCUUAAUUAUCAAAAUUCAAACAUUUAAGUGAUUGGACAUUUUGACAUCGAUGGAUAAAUACAUUUGGAAAAUGUAUAAGUGGAACAUUGAUGAACUCAGAAAGAAUUAAUGAGUUGUCAUGUUGGAAAUCGAUGAUUGGAUCCGAUUAGUUGUGGGAAUGUAUUAGUGUUGUAACAUUGGUAAAUCCAGUUGGAAAUGUACUGCAAUGUUAAAGAAACCACCGUACGUCUCAAACUAUGGUAUAGUUGGUAAACGUAGGAAAAAUGUAUUUGGGAAAUAACAUUUUGUUUGUCCGGUGAACGUUUGUAAUGUUGAAAGUCCGGCGAACACUUCCACUUCCUAGUGUUGUAUUCUUCCAAAAUAUAAAUAAUACAAUUUUGUUAUGUUGAACGUUAAUUUAGCUGGAAAAAAUGAUGUAAUUGCAAUGUUGGUACAUAGAAUGCAGACUACAUUGCGUUUAGAACAAUGUAGCGUAUUGUAGCAAAGUUCGGGUUUUGAUAAACAUUUUGAUACAUUUGAAAAUCGCCGGGAAUUGUAGUGAACACUAGUGCUGAAUUGGGUUGAAAACGAGAAUAUUAUACAUGAACAUUAUCCAGGAGAUGCGUAAUUCUUCAAGAAAAUUAUGUUGAUAGUGUCAAUGAAGGCUGCUGAGAACUUGAAUUGUCGUGAUUGAAUCAUAAAAACUCGUCAUCCAGGAUUUUUGAUAAAUAUUAGGCUUUCAGUGACUGCUUUUUGAGAUUGUUAUGAUUAUUGCGGUGACAUUAACAAUCUUUCCGGAGACUUCGGUCGGCCUAUUGAAUUUUUUCCAAAAAUAAUCAUGUUGAUGGACUCUUGAGUAACUAAGAACCUUUAUUGAUUCUAUAAAAUCAUAACAAUUCAGCGUCUAACCUUUAGGUGAAAUGUGUGUUUUUUUUUGAAAACAUAUGUCAAUAGUCUCAGCGAAUGCUGUUGUAAAAAUCUUGUAAUAAUGUUCUUGAAGAAAUUUAUUUUUGUAAUUAUGUGUAUAAUUUUGCAUCUUGUUGACUAUUAUUAACGAGAUUUUCAUAUCAAACUGUUAUUUUUCAUGAUGAGCUUUAUUGUUGGAUUUUGUGCUGUACAUUUUGUUAUUCAAUGUACAUAUUCGAGUAUUUAUUUGGAAAUUAUUGUCUUAUACUUUGAAAUGAUUUAUUGUAUUCAAUAAUACACUGUAAAAUGGAUAUGAAAGUAGUGCCAUUUCAAGCUGAAAGCGUUGGUGGUCGGUUUUUAACUCUGUUUAGAAGAAGAGGCUCUCUAUUCUUAACAUUUUUAUGCGUGCAAUAAUUCUUCAAUUUUAUUGGCCUUAUUUAUUGAUUCCUAACUCCAGCUUAUUAAAUAAGCUUUAAAUCUUUAUUUAUUAAGUUAUUUUAUUUAUUCUAUUUAAUUUCAAAGCAUCGUUCACUUAAUCUUGGUUCACAAAAUCUUGGAAAUAAAUCACGAUAUAACUGAAUUUUCUAUUAUGAGUUUUAUGCAUUUUGAAUUACUCAUUCGUAUUUGAUUGCCUCUUCUUGUAAACAAACUGGAAUAAAAUUUGAGAGCUCCAUUUUAUUUAUUGUAUUGGCUAGUCAAAUUUAUUGAACCAAAUGUAUUGGAAUGUCUUAAAAAGUAAUUUAUCAAUUAUUUAUACGCUGGUUCAAAACUCAGUGUAUAAUAAAAGUCAUACAUUUUUUCUCGAAGUUUCUUGAAACUUCUAAAAAUGUUCAUUUCAUUAUUCAAGAAAUUGCAUCAACUUUCCACUUCAAAUGUGAAUUCAUUAUCAUUUUAAUUUAUUUCGUAAAUGAAUAUAUUUGUAAAUUGUAUAUUUGUGAAUAUAAUCGUUCAUCUGUAUUUCUUUUUUAAGAAGCAACAGGCAAAGAUAUAUUUAUUUCAUUCUGAGCAUUGAAUGACUAUUAUUAUUACGAUUAUUCAUUAAUGAGAUUUGUCUGAAAAGUGGCAUUUUAUUAGUAUAGGGUCCUAAUUAUUUCGUUGUAAUCAGUAUGUAAUCUACUCUACAAUUUUCUAAUAAGAAUAUCUUGCUUUAUUAGUAAUAUCAAUCAGUAUUCAUAAAUGGCUAUCAUCAUAGAACAUAAUAUCUGGCAUGGAACUCAUAAAAUCCGAAAUACAUAAAACAAAAAUAUAUGUUAAAGCUACAUGCAUCAAAAAUUGAAAACUUUGUGAAAAAUGUUGAAUUACCUCUUUGAAAUAUCGGGUCCUCAAUAGUAUAAAUACUGUAACUGAAUAACUUCUAAUAGGUUUAUUUUCGAAUAAAAUAAAUCAUAAAUCCGUUAUGAAAUUCAUUUGUCCAUCUAUCAGCUUCAAUGAUGAAUUCAAUUUUUUGAGAAUUUCAAAUAUUCCAAUCUUCCUGAUUACUAUUUUAAAUUCUUAAAAUGCUUUCAAAAACCUUCAAAGUGAGAUGGAGGAUGCAACAUUCCUCUAAAUAAGUGAGACUCAUUCGAAUCUGAGAAAUGAAAAUUUCUAAGAAACUUAAUCGAUUUACGAAUUGUCAUACAGUUUCCAUUGAAUUUAGUUAUUUGAGUGGGAAAUACAACUGUUGCAACAUCAUGCAAAUAGUUAUAAUUCUAUUUAUUCUAAAGUCUUGAAGUUGAACAUUAUAUUAUCUCUCUUUCAAAUUGUGGAGUACUGACAGGUUAUAACCUUUUCAAAAAUUAAAAUACUCAAAAUAUUAUUGUCCAUUCAAUUUUCAUUGAUUGCUGUCGUGUCUUUGACAUACUAUCCCAAUUUUUAAGUCAGCCAAUUUCUUGAAAACAAUAAAUUUCCAAAUUUAUAUGAAACAUAACUGAGAAUUGAUAAGAAUGAUAGUUAUGAUAAUCUAUGUGUUGUUGCUCUUCUUGAAAAAGGAAAGACUAAUAAAUAAACAAGACUGAUACAGAUUAUACUAUUUAGUUAUGUGCUAUGGAUUAAGAUUAUAUAAAGAAAAUUGUAGUGAAGGUAUUAAAAUGAAACUUCUAUCCUAGAUGCAUAUUUAUGCAUGCUUUCCAAAUUGUAAUCUAGGAUACUCAUAUCAGUUUUUCUGUUUGCUUUCUUUCUAGCAAUUUUGUUUUUAUUCGAUAUCUAAAAUUUAAAAAAAUCUGUUCUUUUGCUGAAAGGGUUGAUGAUUACAAUCGGUAGCUAAUAUUCUGUAAGGGUGGCUCAUUAUGUUGAUUUCUCCUGUUUAAUCUAUCAAGUAAAUGCCUUACAUGUUGAAGACCUCGUGAUGCAGAAAUAUACCGGAAAGCUUUAACUUUACUACAAACACUUGAAGAUUGCCUUCUUUAAUCAAAAUUAUAGAAUUUCUUAACUACUGUGCAAUAAAAUAUUCAAAAUAUAGAGGCUUUCCUGUAAAAAUAAUCUUUAACUAUGAUAGCAUUUUCAAUAAUAUUAUACCAUCGAAUUGAAAAAUCAUAAAUUAUUAUUUGAAUUCAUUAUAUUUCUCCCGAAAACAUAAUAUUACUGGUAAGCCUAUUCUAGAUUAGAAGCCUGAUUUCAAUUUAUUUUUGUCAUAAACUAUUUUAUGGUGAUCGAUAACACUAUGUUUCUCAGUCUAGCCAUAAAAAUGCGCCACCCUCAAUUUCUUAAAUGCUGUAUACUAAUUCCAUUAGUCCUUGGAUAUCUAAUUGUAUGUUGUAUAAAUCCGUCAGCAUACUCUCAUCCUAUACUAUUACUAUAUUAAUAUAUUAUUAUAAUCGUAUUGCUUCAUGUUAAAAUUGCUCAAAAAGGUGGAAGACUUCAUGUUUUUUAAGAUGGCAAAAGUUCGAAGGAUUUGUCUUAUGUUCAAAAUUUUAACCAAAUAUCUGAUGAGAUAUAUUGGUAAAAAUAGAUCACAACCACAAGAAUGUAUGUCAUAAGAAGGCUAAAAUGUAAUAUUAUGCAUUUUUAUUGAGGGGUUUGGAAACAGUGCAAUAUUCAAAACUGUUGUCUGAUAAAAAUAUGAAUUUUAUUACUAUUGUAUAAUAGCUCCCUAUUAUUCUAAAUCAAACUUAUUUCCAGACCUUUCCGAAAAAUCUCAUUUUUUUAUAACUGGGAGCUAGUUUGUCUAAACAAUGCAAAUAAUUUUCUUGUAUAACUUAUUCCAACCUUAUAAUGAUGAAAGACUGAUAGCUUUUCUGAGGCUUGUAUAUGAAAUUCCUAUUUAUUAGAACAGUUUACUAGGAUUAGCCUUCAUGGUUAGAAAAUCUAGUACUCUGACAUUUUAUUCGAGUUACCUACAAGUAUUGAUUUUGUUAUUGACAUAAUUUCAUUAGAAACAACUUCACUUUAGUUUUGGUAAAUCUAUUGUUUAUAAAAAAUCAUAUACGGUUUAUGUAUGUUAUUCAAAAGCUGUAUUUGGGCCUAUUUGAAAAAGUGUGAAAUAUAUCACCUUCGACCAAUCAUAUUUGAUUUUUUUCAGUCAUUGUUGAUCGAAUAUCCUACUUUAAAAAUGUUAUUCUUGUUUUGAUAAUUCCUCGAACUUUCAGAAAAAGCUUUCCUUGUAGAAUUAAUAUUAUAAUAGCUAAUACCAGUAUUAGUUAUUAUUUAUGUAGUUGAACACAUAUUUAUUUCUUAAUUUAAAAUAUAAUAAGCUUUUGAUUCAAGCCGGUGUAUUUGAUGGAUUCAAUAAAUCUUAUUUAUUAAAAUAUAAUUAUUAUUGUCUUAAUACUGAAAGCGCAAAAUUCAAAUGCUAAGACCGCUGUAACUAGCCAUGCAAACUGUAAUAAAAUACAUACAAAUACAGUAAA
Messenger RNA from Nilaparvata lugens (brown planthopper), 7135 nucleotides. RefSeq names its product autophagy-related protein 13 homolog. The record is from RefSeq and is a predicted model, not a curated record. Gene Ontology annotation, cellular component: Atg1/ULK1 kinase complex; extrinsic component of membrane; cytosol. Lineage: Eukaryota; Metazoa; Arthropoda; Insecta; Hemiptera; Delphacidae. The transcript has 6 exons. The coding region runs from base 794 to 2008 and encodes 404 amino acids. Gene Ontology annotation, biological process: piecemeal microautophagy of the nucleus; mitophagy; protein localization to phagophore assembly site.